Lates calcarifer (barramundi perch) is the source of this 6125-nucleotide messenger RNA. RefSeq names its product G-protein coupled receptor family C group 6 member A. Gene Ontology annotation, cellular component: membrane. The record is from RefSeq and is a predicted model, not a curated record. Gene Ontology annotation, biological process: G protein-coupled receptor signaling pathway. Gene Ontology annotation, molecular function: G protein-coupled receptor activity. The transcript is spliced from 7 exons. The annotation marks the transcript as partial. NCBI's taxonomy places the organism in Eukaryota, Metazoa, Chordata, Actinopteri, Centropomidae.
UUCUACAUCUUUGCCUUAGUUUUACUAAACCGUUUUUUCGGUACCACAUGUAUCAAUGGUGCCACAGCUCCAGGUGACGUCAUUAUUGGGGGAUUGUUCCCAAUACAUGAAAGUGUUAAUGUUACCAAGAGAGACGAUGGCACUGAGAGCAUCAGCUGUGACAGGUUCAGCACAGCUCGACUGGUCCAGUCUCUGAUUAUGGUGCAUGCGGUGGAGGAGGUAAAUAAGAACCAUGAGUUGGGGAAUCUCACCCUGGGAUAUUCUAUACUGGACUCCUGCUCUGAUGUGACCACUGCCCUGAAUAACACCCUGUCAUUCAUGAAGAGAAACAAAUGUGCACAGAAUAGCAGUCUGGAUGGUGCAGAGCAGCCCUCCCCACCAGUGUUGGCUGUCAUCGGUGAUUACUACUCGGAGAUAUCCAUAGCAGUCACAAGGCAACUCAACCUGGAACACAUCCCUCAGAUAAGUUAUGGUGCAACCUCUGGUCUCCUGAGUGAUAAAGUACGUUUUCCAAGCUUUAUGAGGACAGUGCCAGAGGACGAUCACCAAGCGGAAGCCAUCAUCAAGAUUCUACGGAAACACCAAUGGAAUUGGGUCGGUGUAGUGACGACUGAUAGUGACUAUGGUCGCUACAUAGCUGAUCGCCUCCUGCAACAUGCAACCAACAACAACAUCUGCUUUGCCUUCACCUCUGUUCUUCCAGAUGUUCUGAGUGACAAAAGACUUGAUGAACACAUCGCCACUACAGUCAAAAGCAUUACUGAAAAUACAAAUGUCAAGGUCAUUGUGUCCUUUGCCAAACCUUACCACAUGACAAAGCUUUUUAAUUGUCUUCUUGAGGAUGCUCGAGGCAGAGAGAAAAUUUGGGUGGCCAGUGAUAUUUGGUCAGAUUCAACUGAUAUUAAUCUGAAACAAUGGAAUUUGAGUGAUAUAGGAACAGUUUUUGGGACAACUCUUAAAUCUGGAAACUCAACCAGGUUUAAGCAGUAUCUCCGUAAUCUUGAUGUAAACCCUGAUCACCAGAAGAACAACACAUUCUUGUAUAACUUUCUGAAGGAGCACCAACAAGAUCCCAGAGACACAACCACCGAGGUUUUAAUGAAGAAGAUAAACCCCUAUGCUGUGCUCAGUAUUGAGUUGGCAGUUAGAGCUAUUGCUAAGGCUGUUGUAGACCUCUGCAACAACAGGGACUGUAAGACUAGCCAGAGAUUGGAGCCAGGGGAGUUACGAGGAGCCUUAAGGAACGCAACAUUCCACAUGGAUGGGAAAAACUAUAUGUUUGACAGCAGGGGUGACCUCAACUCAGGAUAUGACGUCAUCCUGUGGAGACAGACACCAACAUCUGUGGACGUCAGCUACGUUGUAGCUAAUUACAGUAUAGGAACCCAGGACCUCACUUUCAUCUCACAGCAAACACAUGAUGAUGUCAACAAUGUCACAGGAGAGGUGAUUUCAAGGUGCUCAGAGAGCUGUAAGCCAGGCUACAGGAAGAAGUCAGCUCAGGGCCAGCCUGUUUGUUGCUAUGAAUGCGAGCCCUGUCCUGUGAACUACUAUUCCAACACAAUCGAUUCCACAGAGUGUCAUCUGUGCAACAUUACAACCGAGUACUCCUCUAAUGGAAGUGACAAGUGUCACCUGAAAGAAACUGUCUUCCUGAAAUGGACUGAUCCAUAUAAUUGUGCGCUGCUGGCAUUUACUGCUCUAGGGGCACUGCUUACCAUUGUUGUUGGGAUCAUUUUCCUUGCACACUGGAAUACUCCUGUUGUGCGUGCAUCUGUGGGACCCAUCUGCAUCCUCCUCCUCUUCUCUCUCUUUUGCACAUUUGUGAGUGUGAUACUAUUUGGUGGUAAACCCAACACCAAGCAAUGCCAAGCUCGGCAGGUACUGUUCGGCUUGAGCUUCACCCUCUGUGUUUCCUGCAUCAUGGUCAAGUCCUUCAAGAUCAUCUUGGCCUUUGAGUUUGACCCUAGUGUUAAGAGAGUUCUGAAGAAGCUCUACCAGCCUUAUAUCAUUAUUGCAGUGUGCAUGGCAGGUCAAGUGGUGAUCUGUGCCCUGUGGCUUUCACUUGAAUCUCCAAGGCCUGAUUGGGCGCCAGUGGAAAAUAAAGAGGAGCGUCUGCACUUCUGCAAUGAGAUAUCCUAUGUUAAAUUUGGAGUCAUGCUAGGCUAUAUUGGCAUUUUAGCUCUGAUCUGCUUUGGUGUUGCUUUCAAGGGUAGAAAGCUGCCUCAGUGUUACAACGAUGCAAAGUUCAUCACCUUUUCUAUGCUGAUUUAUUUCAUCUGCUGGAUCAUCUUCGGCCCAGUUUAUGUCACUGUCAAAGGCACCUACCUUCCAGCAGUGGAGAUGGUCGUCAUCCUCAUCUCAGCCUAUGGCAUCCUGUUCUGUCAGUUCAUCACAAAGUGUUACAUUAUUCUGUUCAAGCAGGAAGCAAACACAGAGAGUGCUUUCCGUGAGAGUCUUAGGAAUUAUUCCUUGAGUGAAAUCAAAAAUGGAGAUGGUAACUGGGUCUCAUCUCCAGGUACCCAUGGAGGGAUUGAAAACAUCGCUGUAGAUGUGGAGGCACCAAUGCCAAACUCAUUGUCAUUAGAUCAACUGACUGACCGGAGCCCAUCCAUCAGCUCUGGUGAGUCAGUAUUCUCUCUUUCACCAGUCUCAAACCCACAGCUCAUAAGGCGGCAGAGCAACGACAGUAAGAAACAGUUAAGGAGAUAUCUGAGCCUGCCAUCAUAAAUAACGGUAAUAAAUAAUAGUUUCAAAAAAUCUAUUCAAAUAUUUAAAAGUGUAGCACAAAAAGUAAUGCCACCAUGAGGUGGACUUAAAGAUGUGUUUCCAUCUGCUGUUAGUUUCAGAAGAGCACCUUUAGGAGACAAGCUUGUCCACCAGGCAACAAUUAAAGACUUUAAGGAUAUACACUCAAAUAAAACCUAUAUUAUAAAAUAAUUCCUUAACUGCAACACUGCCCAUGUAGUAUACCACCCACAGUACCCAUAUGGCUAUAUUCAUGUCAGAAGAGCAAAAAGAAAAUUGAAGAGAGAAUCGCUGAGCACUAAUAUGCCAUUCAUACAAGAAAUGAAGACUAUGGCCAAGUGUUACAUACAACACCACUAAGCUGGUGAACAUGGCUACUCUAAAAAGUCUCAGAUAGACUACUCUGUCGUAUUACAUCCUCACUGAGCUGCUAGCAUGGCUAUACACUCUUAAUAUUGUUACUUAUUUGAAAAAUGACCUAAACAGAUGUUGCUGAUUUAUCCUCUGUUGAUUGACUUGUCAAAACUGAGACAGUUUGUCAAUUAUUUAACUGUUAUAUUGAUAGUAUUUAAUGAAAACACGCACAAAUGAUUAUAGCUCUCACUAAGGUGCUUACAGCAUGAGUGGUAAAUUUCACAAACUUUGUCACAUUUAAGCUUCAAUAAUAAUCAAAUUAUAAUGAAGUAGUAAGUGUUAUAAAACCUAUAAUUCAAAAGAUGAAUGAUACAAUACAUUGAAGUGGGCUGGACUAGAUUCUGAAUUUUUCCUGAUGUACAAAAACACCUCUGUAAUGACUGUAUUGCUUCUGUAAUGACUGUAUUGCCAUUCUGAAUUAUUAUGUAAGCUCUGUUUCUCUGUUGUUGUUGUAUGUUUUAUACCUAUUUACAUAUAUGUGAUGGUUGAGGAUAAAAAUAUUUUUCUAAAGUUAAAAUCAUUUUACACAAAGGUUAGUUUGUCACUAGGUUUUUUAAGUCCAGCAAUCUCAUCUUGAAAUCUAUAAUACUAUAAAUUAUUAAGACAUUGGAGUUUCUCUGAAAUUAGUGUUUUUCUUUGACUCGUACUACACCACAUGAAGACAGAUAAAGUAGAAGUUUGGACUGAUUAUCUGUUACCUAUUUUGGUUUAUUAAAAGAAGAGUCUCUUGAUUGGAAUCUUUUUCUAUUCGAAGGAAACUGAAGAUGACUCAGCACUGAGAGGUAAACCAAUCACAGAAAAUAUUUCUCUUCCUCAUUGUUUGAUAAUGAAGGAAGUACAUGUGUUAUUUAUUUUAUUUGUGUGUGUGGGUGUGUUAUGUCUAGAAGGAAGGAAAGAAAAAAGAAAGCAAGAAACUGCGGCAUGUAAUAUAGGACAGUGUCAUUAAAAGGUCACAUAUCAAAAUCUGGUGGCACUUUUUCAGUGAAACUGAUUAUUUCAUAUAUUUGAAGAGGGAGCUUCUGGAAAAAACAACUUUGAGCAAGUCUCUUGUUGGGUUUGGUGCCAAAAAAAGAAAAAGUCUAAAGUCAAAGCAGACCCAAAUCCUCUUCCUAGUAGCUGUGCAGAAAUUCCUUUCAAUGAUCCCACCCAUAAGAGUCAGUAACACUGUCACACAUAGAAACCAGAGCAGGUCAGUGUGUCUUUUCCACUUUCAACCCACCGAAGAGGAGCUAUAUAAUAUGCUCUUUGUGACUUCGCUCAUCUCAUCUGAUCAGUGAUUGGUCAACGCUGUGCUUUGCCAUGAUUUGAACAAGAAUUAGCAUAACAUGAGACAUAGCGGGGAGAAUCUGGAUUGUUCCACAUUUGAGACAUGACAGGAGAUGUGUUGUUGUGGUUUGUAGGACAGAGCAUUGAUAACCAUUGUCACGGGCCCCUAUCAGAUGUGCCAGUGGUCAAAUUAACGAAUCCAAUGCAAUUAGUCACUCAAUUUACUGUGAGAUUCUGUGGUUGCUGUGAGUAUGUCUCUCUCCCUCUCUGUCUCUUUUCUCUGGUUUUCCAUUAUGGGAUUUUCUGUUUAUCUGUUGUGGUCUUGACUGUUCAUUUCUGCUUCCCAUGUCUUGCUGUGUGUAUUUGUGUGUGUUUCUUGUCUCUGGGUAAAUGUGUACACACAGUGAUGUCCAUGUUGUCACUGUGUAUACGCCAGCAUCAAUCUGCUUGUGUGUGUGUGUGUGUGUGUGUGUGUAGCGACUGUUCAUGCCUCACUCUGGGACGCGUUGAUUAGCGCUCACUGCGGCUCAGCUCCCAGCUGUCCUUGCGGCUGGCCGCUGAUUGAAACCAAUCAGGCUUGCGAUGGCCCCAUCGCGGUGACCCCUCACCCCUCCCACCCCCGGCCUAAUCACCUGCUGAUUGGCCCACGCAGGGCCCCCUCCCGUUGGCACGGAAGGUUAAUUUGACCGGCGGAUGAAGGCUCCAGGAGGGAAUAGGAACGUGCGCUGGGUGAUAUUGCAUGGAUAUAGCCCACCUGUCAAUCACAGCCACUUAAAGGGAAGGUAGCUAGGGAAACACUGACAACCAGGGAGGAAGACAGAGAGAAAUAUGGGGAGGAAAGGAAAGAAGGAGUAGUGAUGCUGGGCAACAACAUCCAGUUUACCUUUAUAAACAGCUUUAUUUUUAUACAGUUAAAAAAAAUCCUCAAUUAAGGUUCACUUACUACCUUUUUCCUGUACAUCUUGUGGUCUUACACAGCAAAUGGAGUCUGCUCAGCAAACUCAGUAAACAAAUAUAUAUACAGUAUAGACAUUGUAGGAGUUGUCUGAAAUAAUUAAAACUUGGCAAACACCAUCCACUAAAGAUGACCGCAAGAUGCUGUUGACAGCUCUGGAAAAGAUAGUGUAUAGACUUUAAGAUAAGGUUUAGUUUCUCUUGGUUAAAUUACUGGUUCCAAGGUCAAGAAUGAACUUUCAUGCUCAGGAUUGUUUUUGUUUAUUUUCUCUUCCUCAUUCUCCUCCAUCCCUUUCACAUAAAAAUUGACAUAAAUCUUCUGUGCCUUUUUGUUAUAUAUUUACUAUUGAAACCCUACACUUAAUUUUACAGGAAGUUGAUACAAAUAUCACAACAAAACUAUAAUCUUAUGGAAAAUGUUUCAUACAAAAGAGCAAAAAGGUGACAAAACCCUCAUUGUUACACUGUAACACUAAGUCACCUGAACGGUAAAUAGAUAGUAGGUUAUAAUGAUUUUUCCUUAGUGAGUUACCGAUAUUAUUGUAGAAUAUGUGUUUUUAUAAUAGAUAACCCAUAGUCAUACAUAUGGAUGGAAAUUUCAAGAUCUGCUAUCUCAAGUUUAAUUUCAUUUUCUUAUAUUCAAGUUACAAUAAUUCCUCCUUUUUUCUACAAUCAGUGUAUUGUAUAUGGUGUCCUUAUUGCAGUAUAUAGGUUUAUCCAGAGGGUGGCAGUGUUGUAUUCAA